Molecule: messenger RNA, 3128 nt
Organism: Polyodon spathula (Mississippi paddlefish)
Lineage: Eukaryota; Metazoa; Chordata; Actinopteri; Acipenseriformes; Polyodontidae
Product: RING finger protein 145-like
Exons: 11
Coding region: 435-2684 (749 amino acids)
Cellular component (GO): endomembrane system; endoplasmic reticulum
Molecular function (GO): ubiquitin protein ligase activity; zinc ion binding
Source: RefSeq, a predicted model, not a curated record
GUGUAGAACUAAAUCCUGUUUUAUGGCAGUACUGAGUGCGUUGUUACUUGCACGGGAGUUUUUUUUUUUUUAUUUAUUCAUUUUGUAUUUAUUUAUUAUUCACUCGAGUCAGACAGGCUUUUUUUUGCCCGAUUAAAAUGUUGCAGUAAUUAAGUCAUGCAUAGUGUAUGAUGUAUAUUGCUUGUGCCCCGUGGUCGGUCUUUGUAAUGUAAAAUAGCCCGUGUGAAGUAACGAGUUUACAGUAAUUGCAAGCAUUAAUGCAUUUUUAAAUGAGGUUGAGGUUACUGCAGUUCAUCGCCUAGUCGGAGCAUGUUGAGCGCUGCCUGCAGCGUGCAGCAUCAUCAUCGGAAAAUAAUUAAUCAUAGCAGACCUAGCACUUUGUAUGGCGCGUUUGUUACCAGGGGAGUCUAACACAGGAAUUCUGAACAGGAAACAUGGCUGUGAAAGAUAACCUCAAAGCUGUGCUGAACGUGGGCCUGCGGGUGCCCAGCAUCAUGCUCUUGGAUGUUCUCUACCGAUGGGACGUGAGCUCCUUCUUCCAGCAGAUCCAGAAAAGCACCCUCAACAACAACCCCCUCUUCCAAUACAAAUACUUGGCGCUCAACAUGCACUAUGUGGGUUAUAUAUUAAGCGUAGUUCUCCUGACGUUGCCUCGGCAACAGCUGGUCCAGCUCUACCUGUAUGUUCUCGCCGCAUUGCUCCUGUUCGCCGGCCAUCAGAUCUCUAGAGAUUAUGUGCGGAACGAACUAGAAUCUGAAUAUGAUGGUCCAGUAUACCUAGAGCCUCUUACAAUGAAUCGCUUUACAACUGCUCUUAUUGGUCAGCUGGUGGUUUGCACUCUCUGCUCUUGCGUCAUGCGCACCAAACAGAUCUGGCUGUUCUCCGCCCACCUGCUGCCUCUGGUGGCGCGUCUCUGUCUGGUGCCCCUGGAAACCAUCGUCUUCAUCAACCGCUUUGCCAUGAUCUUCACCGGCCUCGAGGUGCUCUACUUCCUGGCCUCCAACCUGUUGGUCCCCUUCAACCUGGCCAAGACUGCGUACAGAGAGCUGGCUCAGGUGGUGGAGGUGUACGGUCUCCUGGCACUUGGCAUGUCCCUGUGGAAUCAGCUGGUGGUGCCGGUCCUGUUCAUGGUCUUCUGGCUGGUUCUGUUCGCUCUGCAGAUCUACUCCUACCUCAGCACCAGGGACCAGCCCACCUCCAGAGGGAGGCUUCUCUUCUUCUUUCUCACAAGCAUUGCAGAGUGCUGCAGCACCCCCUACUCUCUGCUGGGUUUGGUGUUCACUGUCUCCUUCUUGGCUCUGGGCGUCCUCACCCUCUGCAAGUUUUACCUGCAGGGAUACCGUGCCUUCAUGAACGACAACACAAUGAACAGGGGGAUGACGGAGGGAAUCACGUUGCUGAUCCUGGCUGUACAGACAGGGCUGAUUGAGCUGCAGGUGAUUCACCGAGCAUUCCUCCUCAGCAUCAUUCUCUUCAUCGUAGUGGCCUCCAUCCUGCAGUCCAUGCUGGAGAUUGCUGACCCCAUCGUCCUCGCACUGGGAGCCUCUCGAGACAAGAGCCUGUGGAAGCACUUCCGUGCAGUGAGCCUCUGUCUCUUCCUCCUGGUGUUUCCAACCUACAUGGCCUACAUGAUCUGCCAGUUCUUCCACAUGGAUUUUUGGCUUCUCAUCAUCAUCUCAAGCAGUAUUCUCACCUCCCUGCAGGUGCUGGGCACACUCUUAAUCUACGUGCUGUUUAUGGUGGAGGAGUUCCGCAAAGAGCCAGUGGAGAACAUGGAUGAUGUCAUCUACUACGUAAACGGCACCUACCGGCUGCUGGAGUUCCUAGUGGCACUUUGCGUGGUGGUCUACGGUGUCUCGGAGACCAUCUUUGGGGAGUGGACUGUCAUGGGGUCCACCAUCAUCUUCAUCCACUCCUACUACAACGUGUGGUUGCGAGCUCACCUGGGCUGGCAGAACUUCCUGCUGCGCCGCGACGCCGUCAAUAAGAUCAAAUGCCUGCCCAUGGCCACUGACGAGCAACUCGAGAAACACAACGAUAUCUGUGCCAUCUGUUACCAGGAUAUGAAGUCAGCAGUGAUCACCCCAUGCAGUCAUUUCUUCCACGCUGGCUGCCUCAAGAAAUGGCUGUAUGUCCAGGAGACCUGCCCUCUUUGUCACAGCCAACUAAAAAGCCAAUCGCAGCAAGCCACGACAGCUGCACCUCCUCCGGGGGCUGUGCAGCCCCCAGCACAGGAAGCCCCUGAGAACCAGGAGAGGGCUGUGCAGGAGAACCCUCCACCGGAAGAGCAGGGGAGCCAGGGGACACCCCUACAAGACGGGUCUGGCUCCAGCUGCAGAGACUCACCAGGGGAGGGGCAAUCUGGGGGUUCAAGCAGCGCUGUGCUGAAAUCUCCAGAUAUCCAGGAGCAGCCCAAACUGGAAUGCCAAGGCAGUAGUCUAGAUGGGCUAACAGCCAGCCAAGCCAGAAGACAGGAGGCUUACAGUUCUUCAUCUCCACACUGCUCUGCUGGAUCGAAUGAUUCAGAAAGCCUGAAUACACAUUCCAGUGUAGGGGUUUUAAAGGAGAAUCGGGGAGACUCUGAGGCACCCAGUCAUCACAUUGCUGGAUGUUUACAGGAUUCCCCAGGGAUACCAGAACAGGAGGUUGGGAGGCUUGCAGAAUCUACCCAGAAGUUGAAAUGAAAAUGCUUGCUGAAAUGAAAGUGCUUGUUCAAAUGAAAAUGCUUGUUUUUAAAAAGGGGUGUUAGAAGCCAUUAGAGUAAAAGAAACUCAACAGUAAAGACAGAAUGUAAACAUUGAUAUAUAAAUGCCUCUGUGUUUGCUAGAUGUGAACAUCGUGACUGUUAAAGCAAGGUCGAAGUCAGCAUUUCAUAGGUGCAAAUCUAGGGUGAACAGCACAGACUGAAGAAUGUGUUUUUCUAGAAGCUUUAAGCACGCUUACGCUAGCACGCUGCCAUUGUCUUGUUUAAGCUGUAAUUUUUUUUUUUUUUUUUAAUAUUAUGCCAUUGCAUUUGCACUGAUGUAACUUAUAGCAAUUCUCCAAAGUUGUCUUGUAAGGUACCAAAUGCUUUUUUUUGGUGCAUAUGAAGAAAAUACAUACUUUAUAUAUAUAUAUAUAUAUAUAUA